Monopterus albus (swamp eel) is the source of this 2809-nucleotide messenger RNA. RefSeq lists its product as uncharacterized. NCBI's taxonomy places the organism in Eukaryota, Metazoa, Chordata, Actinopteri, Synbranchiformes, Synbranchidae. The transcript is spliced from 2 exons. The record is from RefSeq and is a predicted model, not a curated record. The coding region runs from base 93 to 2786 and encodes 897 amino acids.
CACUCACUGUUGCAGCAGGCCGAGCAUGCCUGGAGCCACAUAAUCAACCAGCAGUUCGGGCCACACUCACUGUUGCAGCAGGCCUAGUGUACAUGGAACUGUGCGCUCAGCCAACAGUUGGGGCCACGAUCUUUGUUGCAGCAGGCCCGGCAAGUCCGGAGCUGUGCUCUCUGCUCAAGGGGCAGGCAGCGGUUGGGGCCGCGCUCUCUGUUGCAGCAGGCCUGGCAUCCCUGGAGCUGCCCUCUCUGUCAGCAGGCAGGCAGAUGUGGGGGCUGCGCUCUCUGUUGCAGCAGGCCCGGCAUACCUGGAGCUGCCCUCUCUGUCAGCAGGCAGGCAGAUGUGGGGGCUGCGCUCUCUGUUGCAGCAGGCCCGGCAUACCUGGAGCUGCCCUCUCUGUCAGCAGGCAGGCAGAUGUGGGGGCUGCGCUCUCUGUUGCAGCAGGCCCGGCAUACCUGGAGCUGCCCUCUCUGUCAGCAGGCAGGCAGAUGUGGGGGCUGCGCUCUCUGUUGCAGCAGGCCCGGCAUACCUGGAGCUGCCCUCUCUGUCAGCAGGCAGGCAGAUGUGGGGGCUGCGCUCUCUGUUGCAGCAGGCCCGGCAUACCUGGAGCUGCCCUCUCUGUCAGCAGGCAGGCAGAUGUGGGGGCUGCGCUCUCUGUUGCAGCAGGCCCGGCAUACCUGGAGCUGCCCUCUCUGUCAGCAGGCAGGCAGAUGUGGGGGCUGCGCUCUCUGUUGCAGCAGGCCCGGCAUACCUGGAGCUGCCCUCUCUGUCAGCAGGCAGGCAGAUGUGGGGGCUGCGCUCUCUGUUGCAGCAGGCCCGGCAUACCUGGAGCUGCCCUCUCUGUCAGCAGGCAGGCAGAUGUGGGGGCUGCGCUCUCUGUUGCAGCAGGCCCGGCAUACCUGGAGCUGCCCUCUCUGUCAGCAGGCAGGCAGAUGUGGGGGCUGCGCUCUCUGUUGCAGCAGGCCCGGCAUACCUGGAGCUGCCCUCUCUGUCAGCAGGCAGGCAGAUGUGGGGGCUGCGCUCUCUGUUGCAGCAGGCCCGGCAUACCUGGAGCUGCCCUCUCUGUCAGCAGGCAGGCAGAUGUGGGGGCUGCGCUCUCUGUUGCAGCAGGCCCGGCAUACCUGGAGCUGCCCUCUCUGUCAGCAGGCAGGCAGAUGUGGGGGCUGCGCUCUCUGUUGCAGCAGGCCCGGCAUACCUGGAGCUGCCCUCUCUGUCAGCAGGCAGGCAGAUGUGGGGGCUGCGCUCUCUGUUGCAGCAGGCCCGGCAUACCUGGAGCUGCCCUCUCUGUCAGCAGGCAGGCAGAUGUGGGGGCUGCGCUCUCUGUUGCAGCAGGCCCGGCAUACCUGGAGCUGCCCUCUCUGUCAGCAGGCAGGCAGAUGUGGGGGCUGCGCUCUCUGUUGCAGCAGGCCCGGCAUACCUGGAGCUGCCCUCUCUGUCAGCAGGCAGGCAGAUGUGGGGGCUGCGCUCUCUGUUGCAGCAGGCCCGGCAUACCUGGAGCUGCCCUCUCUGUCAGCAGGCAGGCAGAUGUGGGGGCUGCGCUCUCUGUUGCAGCAGGCCCGGCAUACCUGGAGCUGCCCUCUCUGUCAGCAGGCAGGCAGAUGUGGGGGCUGCGCUCUCUGUUGCAGCAGGCCCGGCAUAACUGGAGCAGCACUCUCAGCCAACAGCUGGGGUCACACUCACUGUUGCAGCAGGCCUGGUGUGCAUGGAACUGUGCGCUCAGCAAACAGUUGGGGUCGUGCUCUCUGUUGCAGCAGGUCCGGCAUGUCCGGAGCUGCGCUCUGCUCAGGGUACAGGCAGCGGUUGGGGCCGCGCUCUCUGUUGCAGCAGGCCCGGCAUACCUGGAGCUGCCCUUUCUGUCAGCAGGCAGGCAGAUGUGGGGCCGCGCUCUCUGUUGCAGCAAGCCCAGUGUGCCUGGAACCACAUCCUCAGCCAGCAGUUGGGGCCACACUCACUGUUGCAGCAGGCCUGGUGCGCAUGGAACUGUGCGCUCAGCCAACAGUUGGGGCUACGCUCUCUGUUGCAACAGGCCCGGCAUACCUGGAGCUGCUCAGGGGGCUGUCAGCAGGCAGCCAGAUAUUGGGGCCGCGCUUUCUGUUGCAGCAAGCCCAGUGUGCCUGGAGCCACACUCUCAGCCAGCAGUUGGGGCCACACUCACUGUUGCAGCAGGCCUGGUGUGCAUGGAACUGUGCGCUCAGCCAACAGUUGGGGUCGUGCUCGCUGUUGCAGCAGGUCAGGCAUGGUCAAGGCUGUACUCUCUGCUCAGGGGGCAUGCAGUGGUUGGGGCCGCGCUCUAUGUUGCAGCAGGCCUGGUGUGCAGAAAAUUGUGCUUUAGGUCAGCCGUAGGGGCUGCGCUCUGUCAGCUGGAAAGCAACGGUUGGGGCCGCACUAACUGUUGCAGCAGGCCUGGCACACCUGGGACUGCGCUUUCAGCCAACAGUUGGGGCCACACUCACUCUUGCAGCAGGCCCAGCAUACCUGGAGCUGCCCUCUCUGUCAGCAGGCAGGCAGAUAUGGGGGCCGCGCUCUCUGUUGCAGCAGGUCCAGCGUGCCUGGAACCGCACUCUCAGCCAGCAGCUGGGGCCACGCUCACUGUUGCAGCAGGCCUGGUGUGCACGGUACUGCGCUUUAUGUCAGCAGUUGGAGCUGCGCUCUGUCAGCUGGAAAGCAACGGUUGGGGCCGCGCUCUCUGUUGCGGCAGGUCAGGCAUGCCCGGAGCUGCGCUCUCUGCCCAGCAGGCAGGCAUAUGUGAGGGCCAUGCUCUCUGCUGCAGCAUGCCCGGUGUGCCUUGAAUCGGACUCUCAGCCAGCAUUUG